UGUGGUGGAGGAGGUACGCCGGACACCAGAGCAGAGCAGUGUGCAGCCUUUAACACCCAGGAGUUCAUGGGUCGACUCUACAACUGGGAACCUUUCACUGAGGUGGGUCCAGAUAAGCAGUGCGAGCUGACCUGCAGACCCGCCGGCUACCGGUUCUACGUCCGCCAGGCGGAGAGGGUGAGAGACGGCACCCCGUGCUUCAACCUCAGCACCAACGAUGUGUGUGUGGACGGACAGUGUAUGACGGAGGGUUGUGAUGGGGUACUGGGCUCCGGCUCGGUGAUUGACAGGUGUGGCGUGUGCGGCGGAGGGGAAAACUCCUGUCGUAAGGUGACGGGAAGUUUCCAGAAUGCCACAGUCCCACUGGGUUACCACAAGAUCCUGGACAUCCCAGUCGGGGCCACGUUCAUCAACAUCACCGAGAGACGAGCGAGCCCCAAUUACCUGGCCAUGAGGAGUGGGACGGGGGCGUCUGUGGUGAACGGGCGAUGGGUUGUAGACCCUCCAGGCGAGUACCAGGCCGGGGGGACCACCUUCACCUACACCCGACCGAGAGCGCAGGCCGAGGGGCAAGAAGAGAAAGGAGAGUCCCUCACGGCGCCGGGACCCAUCACCACGCAGCUGCAGCUAUAUAUCAUUUUCCACCGGCAGAACCCGGGCAUCGACUACCGGUUCUACGUCCCCGCAGAGAAGACGGAGGCCGAGAAAGAGAGGCCCAGGGAGAGGGAGGUGGCGAGGGAGAGGCCGAGAGACAGAGACGGCCCGAGGGCGCCCCUUCGAAGCGCCAUGUCGGUGGAAGACCAUGUACCUCCUCUUCCCCCCAUUUCGGGCCCUUCCUUCCCCUCAUCCUCGUCCGCCUCAUCCUCCUCGGACCGCUGGACUUCAGAGAGGUCUCGCCCCCGCAGCUCUGCGCCCAACCGUAACGCCAGGAUACCCCCUCGCACCGACCUGCCUCCCGACACACAGCCGCCGUUUGUGUGGAGGAGGGGUGGGCUCACUGAGUGUUCUGCUUCCUGUGGCAAAGGUUCUCAGCACAGGGUGAUUCUGUGUAUAAACCGCCAUACGGACCAGGAAGUUCCAGAGAGGAAGUGUGACUCUGCAGCCAAACCUAUCGCUGAGGAAGAGCCCUGUAACACAAACCCCUGUCCACCAUUCUGGGAGGCCAGCGCGUGGUCGGAGUGCAGCGUGUCGUGUGGUGAGGGGGUGCAGCAGAGACAGCUCCAGUGCAGGCAGAGCUUUGGGAACCGCUCCACCAUGGUGCACCCGCAGCGCUGUGCCACGCUCACCCCACCGGCAUCCACACAGACCUGCCAGCUACGCCUCUGCUCCCAUUGGGAGGCAGACUCUGACUGGAGCACGUGUUCAGUGGACUGUGGACUGGGGAGGAGGACGCGGAGCGUGCACUGCGUCAGUGACCAUGGCGACGUUGUGAAUGACAAGGAGUGCAACUCCAGACUCCGCCCACAAGGGAGUGAGGAAUGCAACAUGGGGCCUUGCGUGACCAACUGGUACUUCACUGACUGGUCUAACACUUGUUCAGCGCAGUGUGGCCCCGGGGUGCAGAGGAGGGAGGUGGUGUGUCUGACCCGCGGAGGAGGGAGAGAGGAUGGAGACUGCGUUGGGGAGAAGCCAGCGGAAAUGAAGGCCUGUAACAGGGGAGCCUGUGUGCCCACCACCAUGUGGUACAGCAGCCCCUGGACACCGUGUAACGUUCCAUGUGGGAACGGGACUCAGAGACGGGACAUCAUUUGUGUCCAGAAGAUGGGCAACGAUUUUACUCUGGUGCCACCUGGCGAGUGCGCCCACCUGGACAAACCGACUGCCGUCCAGGAGUGUGAGAUGGGAUCGUGCAAGCCUCGGUGGUUCACAACCGAAUGGAGCGCGUGUUCCCGCUCAUGUGGAAAGGGCGUGCAAAUGAGGGAGGUACGGUGUCUGUCGGCGGACAAACAGCACAGCCAGGACUGCGACUUCAUCGCCAAGCCCGAACAGGAGCAGAUCUGCAACACGAUACCUUGCAGUCCACAGGUUACAGAUGAGAACUGCAGGGACCGACGCCAUAACUGCAUGAUGGUGGUCCAGGCCCGGCUUUGCGUGUACUCCUAUUACAAGACUGCCUGCUGCGCCUCCUGUACCCAGAGCGCCCAGCGGGCAAAGAGACACUGACCAGCCGCUCGCGAACAGCCGAGGAUGCGUGGAGAUCGGGGGGGGGUGGGGGGAUGGGGGGGUCACAGUGCAGGUCAACCGUAGAAAUGACAAGUCUAUAGAGACGGGGACCGCCUCAAGUGGACCCGACUCCCGUGACGGCAUAUACCAGUUCAGAUUACCUUGUUAGCCAUAUCCCUGCCAGUCGUUGGGGCGAAACACUGUGAAAAAAUACUCGGCCUCUCCCGGCCCCCCCCCCCCCCACCGCACGCCACUAUCUCACACCACACUCGGCCACAAUACUCCACCCGUCUUCCCAUUCAUCCGCGUUUGCUUCAUCGGGCCCGUCGCGUACCGUUCGCCGCCAUCCCCCUCCCCACGAGGCCCGUUUCCAUGGCCGAGGACACGGCCGCGUGUCAGCGGCCAGAACCGGCGCUCCGGCGCCUCCCGACAGCCGUGGUCGGGAACACGAGCCGCUAAAUUGGAAGAAAAGAGCCGUAAAACGUGUGGCAGGCGGUUCGCCCCCCCCCCCCCCGUAAAAGCCCCAGCAGCCACCCCCCCGUAACGUAACCGGGAGGAUUCCCUCCGCGUGUUGUGUAUCCGUUCUC
This is a messenger RNA of Lampris incognitus (smalleye Pacific opah), 2750 nucleotides long. It is a transcript of the gene adamtsl4, whose product is annotated as ADAMTS-like 4. The transcript is spliced from 13 exons. Gene Ontology annotation, cellular component: extracellular matrix. Gene Ontology annotation, molecular function: metalloendopeptidase activity. Gene Ontology annotation, biological process: extracellular matrix organization. The record is from RefSeq and is a predicted model, not a curated record. The coding region runs from base 67 to 2163 and encodes 698 amino acids. NCBI's taxonomy places the organism in Eukaryota, Metazoa, Chordata, Actinopteri, Lampriformes, Lampridae.